Trypanosoma cruzi is the source of this 786-nucleotide messenger RNA. RefSeq names its product RNA-binding protein, putative. Gene Ontology annotation, cellular component: U12-type spliceosomal complex; nucleolus. The record is from RefSeq and is a predicted model, not a curated record. Gene Ontology annotation, biological process: positive regulation of mRNA splicing, via spliceosome. The transcript has a single exon. NCBI's taxonomy places the organism in Eukaryota, Euglenozoa, Kinetoplastea, Trypanosomatida, Trypanosomatidae. The coding region runs from base 1 to 786 and encodes 261 amino acids. Gene Ontology annotation, molecular function: RNA binding.
AUGGCUACUUUUAAGCGGGAGGAUCUCCGCCGUGUCUUUUUCAGUGAUUUGUCCGAGCAGUGCGACGAGGACAUCAUUCAUGAGCUCUGCACGCAGUUCGGUCCCAUCGCAAACAUCACGUGGCCCUCAAUCGGCAAUCUUACCGGCAGUGCACAGCACAAGACGUUCUGCUUUGUGGAUUUUAUUAACGCGGAGGACGCAAAGUACUGCUACGAGGCACUCUACCGCAGCCGUGCCAGGUUGUUUGGAAAGGAGUUGCGUGUGUCCCACGCCAGCACGGAUAUCUCAAUAAAGGAAAGCGGCAGUCAAGUACACAAUCGCCACGCCGUGCAUGAGCUGCACGAGAUUGGGGCGAAGGUUGUGGUGCGUGGUGUGGACCUCAACGUCACGGAAUACGAUCUCACAUCUUUCUUUGGGCAAUUUGGAAAGUUUGCCGUUCCGCCACGCAAGGUGCGUGACGUUGAGGGGAACUUUCGCGGUGUUGUUAUUCUCUCCUACGAAGACUUUGCAUUUAGCGAUAAGGUCAUUGAUGAGAUGGACCAGAAAGUCUAUAGGGAUCGGCCUAUUUCCGUUGCCUACGCGAUGAUGGAGGACGGCAGUGGACGACAACAUGGCACACCCGAGGAACGUGAAAAUGCCAAACUCUUCCUUGAAGAAGCACGCAAGCACGCCGAGCGCAUUGCGAAGGAACAGGCAGAACACGAGCGGGAGAAGGCACGCAGACGUCGGGAGAAUGUUUCUUGGGCGUCUGGCAUCGAUCCGUUUGCCCGAGGACAACAAAUGUGA